Trypanosoma cruzi is the source of this 516-nucleotide messenger RNA. RefSeq lists its product as uncharacterized. Lineage: Eukaryota; Euglenozoa; Kinetoplastea; Trypanosomatida; Trypanosomatidae. The coding region runs from base 1 to 516 and encodes 171 amino acids. The record is from RefSeq and is a predicted model, not a curated record. The transcript has a single exon. Gene Ontology annotation, molecular function: RNA binding.
AUGUCGACAAUCUUUCCUUCGGACGCCAAGCCGUGGUCGCCGAGGAAUAAUUCGAACGCCGUGUCGCUGCAAAAAGUACCUUCUGUUUUUGUGCCGCAACGACUCGUUACUGCGUCACCAGAGCAGAAUAGCACCGUGCAGCUAAGUCCCACGGCCGCCAAGCUGUUUGUGGGCCAAUUACCUUUUGAGACGGAUGAGUUACGUCUAUACAAUUUGUUUAGUGCGUAUGGUAACGUUGAGCACAUUCAUAUCCUCCGCGAUCUUAAGAACCGAAGUAAAGGUGCCGCCUUUGUUACAUAUUCUAAUGUGGAAGAGGCAGAUACAGCCAUCUUCACGCUUCACAACCGGUACAAGAUGCUGGCAAACCGUAUGAUUCAGGUAAGUUACGCAAAGAACAGUCCCAACAUUUCUCCCUUCGGUUCAUACGCGGCUCUCGCGGUACAUCAAAUGAAUCCUACAAAUCCUUUGCCAGGUGUUGCGAGCAGGCCUUCCGAAAUUCGACCGUUUCAGUGGUGA